Purpureocillium takamizusanense is the source of this 3653-nucleotide messenger RNA. RefSeq lists its product as uncharacterized. Gene Ontology annotation, molecular function: carbohydrate binding; peptide-N4-(N-acetyl-beta-glucosaminyl)asparagine amidase activity. The transcript has 3 exons. The record is from RefSeq and is a predicted model, not a curated record. The coding region runs from base 584 to 3073 and encodes 829 amino acids. Gene Ontology annotation, biological process: glycoprotein catabolic process; carbohydrate metabolic process; protein deglycosylation. Gene Ontology annotation, cellular component: nucleus; cytosol. NCBI's taxonomy places the organism in Eukaryota, Fungi, Ascomycota, Sordariomycetes, Hypocreales, Ophiocordycipitaceae.
GUCCUCAACGCGCGUCGCCGAGUCGCACAUGCGGCUACAAAGGCAACCGAUUUCCGCGCCCCAAGUCAAGUGGCGGGCCGGGCCCCUGCGCUAGCCCCAGUCGUGGCUCAGGGGCGAACAUGCGCCUUCGUGCUGUUGUACCUACUUGAUCCCCCCUGCACGGUGCAACUUAUCGUGAUCGGCAGACGGCUCAUCGACUCUUAGACGAGCACCACAUCUCGCCCACGAAAUCACCAUCAUCAAGUCAUCCGGCCGCAGCACCACCGACGCGAUGCAACACGACAAGCGACCUAGCAGAUGACCUGCUUGAUUGGAUGUUGGCUUGCAUUCACGGGCUCAUGAUGAUGGAAGGGGAAGUGGGCGGCGGCCGCAUGCCACGGCGACGAUAAAAUGCGAUCGAUCGAGCGAGCUUCUCCCUCGCGGCCCCUUUGGCAUGCGCGAGGACGAAGCGGCGCCUGGCAUUCCCGACCUCCCUUGGCACGUCUGGAAGUAGCAACGUUAGUAGUAGCCUGCUCUUUUCUCGCCUCGCGUUUCUGAAGCUGCGUCUUCUCUUGCAGCCAAACGUCCCCAUCCCCCUCAUGCAAUGACGCCGCUCUGCAGAGCCAAGGCCAUGGGCUGGCUCCCGGCGCUGCUCGUCGCGACUCUCGCAUAUGCGCAGGGCCAGGCCCCCGGCGCGCCGCCGCCGCCGUCCGCGUUCGACCCUCUACAGUACGUCGACCAGCUCAUCGGCGCAAGCAAUGGCGGCAACGUCUUCCCUGGUGCGACUGUGCCCUACGGCGUAGCCAAGGCGGUCGCCGACACCGACAGCGGCAGCAACCAGGGCGGCUUCACGCUGGAUGGCGCGUCCGUCACCGGCUUCAGCGCCUUGCACGACUCGGGCACCGGCGGCGAGCCGUCUCUGGGGAACUUCCCCCUCUUUGCCUACAACGCGUGCGCUGACGACGAUGUCAACCGAUGCGCGUUCCCCAAGCGCACGAGGGCGCGGUUCGGCCGCUUUGCCAACGACACGGUCAAGGCGAGGCCGGGAUACUUUGCCAUAGCCCUCAACAACGGACCGCGCGUCGAGAUGACGGCGACUCAUCACACUGCUCUGUUCCGUUUCAACUUCUCCAAGAGCGAUCAGGGACAGAAGCCCCUGAUCCUGCAAGACCUGACCGACCUCUCCAACUCGCGACAGGACAAUGCUACGGUCCACGUCGACGGAGCGACCGGCCGCGUCACUGGCGACGGCGUGUUUGCGCCCAGCUUCGGUCAGGGCCGCUAUACAGCCUACUUUUGUACCGACUUCCACGGCUCGCAGAUCGCUGACAGCGGCAUCUUUGUCGACAGCCGCGCGAGUGCCGAUGUGAAAGAACUCAAGAUUUCCAAGGGCAUCAACGGCUAUCCUCUGCCAGGCGGUGCAUUUGUACGCUUCGUCAAUGCGGACAACCCUGUGCUGGCCCGCGUGGGACUGAGCUUCAUCAGCAAGGAGCAGGCAUGUUCCAAUGCCGAGAAAGAGAUACCCAAUUUCGACUUUGACAAGCACGCCAAAGACGCGUCCGACGCGUGGCGGGAGAAGCUGUCGCCGAUUGUCAUCGAUACCAAAGGCGUCAACGCCUCUUUCGCCACCAACUUCUACUCUGGCAUCUACCGGACCAUGGUGAACCCACAGAAUUAUACGGGAGAGAACCCCCUCUGGGGUGGCAGCGAGCCGUACUUUGACUCGUUCUACUGCAUUUGGGAUCUGUUCCGGUCUCAGUUCCCGUUCCUCACUCUUGUCGACCCCAACGCCGUCGAGCAAAUGGUCCGCUCGCUCAUCUCUACCUACGAACACGACGGCUGGCUGCCCGACUGUCGAAUGAGCUUCAACAGAGGAUACACACAGGGUGGAUCUAAUGCCGACAAUGUGCUUGCCGACGUCUUCAUCAAAGGCAUCAAGGGAGGCAUUGACUGGGACAAGGGGUACGAGGCGGUGAAAAAGGACGCCGAGGUCGAGCCGUACGACUGGUGCUGCCACGGUCGUGGCGGCAUCGACUCAUGGAAAGAACUCGGAUACAUCCCCGUGCAGGACUUUGACUUUCGCGGGUUUGGGACCAUGACGCGCAGCAUUAGCCGAACGUUGGAGUACGCAUACAAUGACUUUUGCAUUUCCCAGCUCGCGGGCGGUCUCGGGAAGAAGUCAGACCAGGAAAAGUACAUUGCUUCCAGUGGCAACUGGAAGAACCUGUAUCGGGCGGAUCAGCCUUCGGCAUUUCCCAAUGGCACCGAUACCGGGUUCACCGGUUUCUUCCAGCCCAAGUACCUGAAUCAGACAUGGGGCUAUCAGAAUCCGCUCAACUGCAGCAACAUCGACGACAAGAGCGUCUGCUCGCUCCAGAACAAUGGACCGGAGACCUUUGAGAGCAGUAUUUGGGAGUACGGCUUUUUCGUGCCGCACGCUCACGCUGAGCUUAUUAACCUGUAUGGUGGGCCCGAUGGUUUCGUACGGCGGUUGGACUACCUGCACGACCGUGGUAUUACCUACAUCGGCAACGAACCGGCCUUCCUGACCGUGUUCCAAUACCACUACGCUGGGCGCCCCGCGCUCUCCGCGCUGCGCAGCCACUUCUACAUCCCCAAGUUCUUUGCGCCGACGCCGCCCGGGCUGCCCGGCAACGAUGACAGCGGCGCCAUGGGAUCGUUUCUGGCCUUUAGUAUGAUGGGCUUGUUCCCCAAUCCUGGCCAGGACGUAUACUUGAUCAUACCGCCAUACUUUGAGAGCGUCAACAUUACGCAUCCUACCACCGGAAAGACGGCCAGGGUUCGCAACAUCAACUUUGAUCCGUCGUACAAGAACAUCUACAUCCAAUCGGCGACCUUGGACGGCAAGCGAUACGACAAGAACUGGAUUGACCACUCGUUCUUUACAGAGGGCAAGGAGCUCGUGCUCACGCUCGGAAGCAAGGAGAGCAAGUGGGGGACUACUGUCCGGGACAGGCCGCCCACUCUGGGACGGUACUCGGACACGAAUGGCACACGAUCAGCCAGAGAUGUUGGCGAUGCCGGCGGAUCGUUGGCCUACAGGAGUUUCUUUGGCCCUGGAAGUGCUAGGUAGCCGGUGGCCAUUGUAGCUCUCUUUGACCAAUAUUGCUCAUGCUUCCAUGCCUUCUCGCCAGUCUGAGUGUUGCCAGGCGCUUGGCGAAUGCAAUUGUUAGCCUGGCCUUGCGCGCGUAGUCUGAGAGCUGGGAGUCCUACCUGUCUGCUUCGUAUGUACGUAGCUUAGCCCCCCCCCCCCCCGCCGUCGCUUGAGACGCCAGCGCGGCAAACCAGCCGCCAUGCCCCGCAAUCGGUUGCUGGCACGACGGUUGCCAAGUUAGUGCUUGGCGGUGCAGGUUGGGGACAGGCAGGGACCAGGGAGCAGCAGGAGCACGAAGAACGGGGCGGUGGAACCUACCCCAAGGAUGGCAGGUUGGCCCGCUAAAACAUCAUGGGUGCCUGAGUGGAGGGAAUUGCGGAUCAUGCUUGAUCAGUUCAUCUCAUAUGAAGCUGUCAAGCGAAUGGGGACCAGACCGCGCAGAUGCUGCGAGGAUUUCCGUCAUAUUGACAGCAGGCGCGCAAAAGCAACCAUACCGCCGUCACAGGCCAUUCAGCGCGUUGGUUGUGCUGCUCAACUGGUAAGUAUUACGAGGUACGGG